This is a messenger RNA of Notolabrus celidotus (New Zealand spotty), 1859 nucleotides long. RefSeq names its product acidic leucine-rich nuclear phosphoprotein 32 family member B-like. The coding region runs from base 134 to 889 and encodes 251 amino acids. The transcript has 7 exons. Gene Ontology annotation, cellular component: nucleus. The record is from RefSeq and is a predicted model, not a curated record. Gene Ontology annotation, molecular function: histone binding. Gene Ontology annotation, biological process: regulation of apoptotic process. NCBI's taxonomy places the organism in Eukaryota, Metazoa, Chordata, Actinopteri, Labriformes, Labridae.
CGGAAGAGGGGUGUUUGUACUCUAGCUAGCUUCACACCAGUCCGCGUGUUGAUACUGAAGAGGAGAUCGAGGAGAAACAAGAGUUUUUUCGCAUCGCAGAAGACCCAAAACUCAGGACAAAACCCAGAGGAAAAUGGACAUGAAGAAGAGGGUCUCCUUAGAACUGAGGCACCGGUCACCGACGGAGGUCCAGGAGCUGGUUCUGGAUAAUUGUCGCACCGCUGACGGCAAGAUCGAAGGAAUCACCGCAGAGUUCUCCAACCUGGAGCUGCUCAGCCUCAUCAACGUCGGUCUGACCAGCGUCGCAGACUUCCCCAAACUGGACAAACUCAAAAAGUUGGAGUUGAGUGAUAACAGGAUAUCAGGCGGUCUGGAGGUCCUGGCGGAGCGGCUGGUGAAUCUAACGCACCUCAACCUCAGCGGGAACAAGUUCAAAGACAUCAGCACCCUGGAGCCUCUGAAAAAGCUUCCCCAGCUGAAGAGUCUCGACUUGUUUAACUGUGAGGUGACAAACCUGGGCGACUACAGGGAGUCCAUCUUUAAGCUCCUACCGCAGCUCACCUACCUGGACGGCUACGACAUCGACGACUGCGAGGCCUCCGACUCUGACGGCGAGGGCGAUGGAGUCGAGGAUGAGGAAGAAGAAGAGGGAGAGUCGGAGGACUUCGAGGACGAGGAAGAGGAAGAUGAGGAGGACGUCGUGGCUGAGGAAGAUGAUGACGAUGAUGACAGCAAUGACGAUGAGGACGGAGAGGUGAACGGAGACGUGGACAGCGAGGACGAUGAUGACGACGAGGAAGAUGAGGAUGAUGAUGACGAGGACUCGUCACCGACCAAAGGAGAGAAGAGGAAGAGGGAUCCUGAAGACGACGAUGAAGAUGACGAUUGAAGACCCUCAGAGACCCUGAAACAAAAAAAACCCUUUGACCUCUUGCCCGGUGCCCACCCUCCCCCCCUCCAUGACCUCUCCCAUCCCCCCCAACCAAAGCUCGCCCGCCUUCCUCUGACUCCUCCCCCCUUUAUCAGACGCCUGCUGGGCUGCGUUCCAUUUCUGAGAUUUGUCUCCUUCCACUGCGUCCUCAUCAGCUCCUCUCCAGACACACAACACCCCUCCUGACGAUAUCCCAUUAGUUCAUUAAAACAAUUCUCAUUCUUCUCUUACUCUAACAUUCAAAAGCAUCAAAAUACCCAAAACAUGAAGUGACACUUCGUCCCCUCUGGUUGACUAAUAUCUAAAAACACUGUGAAACAUCUUAAUGUCCCCUUUUAGUUACAGUUACCUAAAAGAGAACCUCCCGUUCAUCUUUAUUUCCUGAAUCUGUUUUUGUAGAGCGGCAACAACCUCUGUCUGACGCUUCGGCACAGCAGGGGUUCAUGGGAGGUAACGGCACCACAAUAAACCGAACCCAUGACUUGUUCUUAAACCACCUCCCCUCACGUCCCGACCAGCAGCUAUGAAGUCAUCGCCGUGAUAACAAACAUCCCCCAAAAAUAUCCCUCCACCCACCAACCCCUAAACUUCCCCCGGGGCCGAGCACGCUCAGGGCAAACUGUGUUCUCUCUCUUUUUUGCCAACAGAGCUUUUUAAAAGAAAUAUUUUUUCAGAAGAUUUUUUUUUGUUUAAUUUUGUAUGGUUGUCUGGGGUCUCUCUUUCUCUCUCUCUCUCUCUUCUCUCUCCCCAUCUCUCUCUCUUUCUCUCUCUCCGUGCUCAGAGAGAUCCAGUUGAUCCGUCACUCUUACACUGACUAGUCGAGGUUGUUUUCUUGUACUUAUUUUUUUUUUACUUUUCUGUAAGUUAAAGUAAAAAAACAAACAAAAAACACACAAAAAGGACUUUGUAAAUAAAAUCUUAACAUUUU